Molecule: messenger RNA, 1998 nt
Organism: Alternaria atra
Lineage: Eukaryota; Fungi; Ascomycota; Dothideomycetes; Pleosporales; Pleosporaceae
Exons: 2
Coding region: 1-1998 (665 amino acids)
Biological process (GO): sodium ion transmembrane transport
Cellular component (GO): membrane
Source: RefSeq, a predicted model, not a curated record
AUGGACGUCAUCCGUAAUGUCGUAAGAGCGAUGUUUCCUCCACCUCGUGUAGCGCCUGAUGGUCGCGCAGAAUGGCCCUCUCGAACACCAUAUGUUCUUGCCUCCAUGGGUGGAGCCAUGGGGUUCGGAAAUCUGCUACGUUUCCCUUCUCAAGUCUUCAACAACAACGGCAUCCAAUGGUUUAUACCAUAUUUGAUGGCCGUUGUUCUCCUCGCCAUUCCCGUGCUCAUUUUGGAGGUGGCCAUUGGCCAGGCCUACCGCAGUGGCUGUGUCAUAGCUUACAACGGCCUCGAUCGGCGCUUCACUGGUGUUGGUUUUGGGAUGGUCUGCGUUGGCUACGCUGUGGCCAUCUACUACAUCCCCAUCCUUUCCUGGGUCAUGGUGUACUUCCGCAGCUCGUUCCGUUCGGCGGAUGAUUUUCCAUGGAGAGCAAACCCACAGGAGUACUUCGCUCACGUGGUUAACCAGGUUCCCGCUAUCCCCGCAGUCUAUAACGAUGAUGGAAGUGAAGUCCUCCAGUACGCCUCGUAUCCUGGUGUGAAUCUCGAUGGAGAGCUCGUGGGCUGGGUACUCUUCUCUUGGUUCAUCGUUUGGAUCUGUCUGUACAAAGGCAUCGCGAUAACCGCCCGCGUCGUCUACAUUACCAUUGUCUUGCCCAUCAUUCUCACUAUCGUCCUUGUCGGUCGUGGUGCUUCGCUACCCAAUGCAGGUCGAGGUAUCAAACUAUACUUUGGGGAAUUCAACGCUGGUCAGCUUGCCGCUGGCAAGAUCUGGCAGGCUGCUACCAGCCAAGUCUUCUACUCUACAGGCGUUGGUUUCGGCUACUAUACCGCCUACGCUUCCUACAAUUCCAAGUUCGCCGAUGCAGUCCAGGAUGCCAUGAUGAUUUGCAGUGCGAAUGCCUUGUUCGAAUCCUUCGCCGCCUUCGCUGUUUUUGGUGUCGUUGGCUACUUGGGUUUGCAGCCUGGUGUAGGUGACCCGGUCGGAACCUAUACUCUAGGUUUCUACACUCUUCCAAGCGCUAUCCAGGAAAUGCCUGGGGCCCCAUUUUGGGCGGUCUUGUUCUUCUUGACUCUAUUCCUGCUCGGAAUCAGUUCAUCUUUCGCGCUUCUCGACGCCAUGAUCACCACCAUCUGUGAUACUCACUGGGGAAGGAAGUACAAGCACUCGACCAUCGCUACAAUCAUUACCAUCAUCUCGGCUUUGAUAUCAUUGUUCUACUCAACAGGAUUUGGCUACGAAGCCACCAACGCUGUAGACGCGUGGAUAAGUAACAUAUCUCUUAUCCUCGUCGUAUGGGCUGAGUGCGUUUGUGCUACUUCCUUCUAUCGCUUCGUCGAUGUUAUUGGUCAGGUCGGUGCGCCAUCUUUCUGGCUUUACCAGUGCACGUACAUUGGUGCCCAGAUCAUCGGCAAUGCUGUCGCCCACGGAGCAUCCGACAAAAUCGGUGCGGGUGUUGGUUUUGGUGUGUACGUGGUAGGUACGGUUAUUGCUGUUCUCAUCGCCAAAGAACCUACAGUACCCGCACCCCGAUUCUGGGGCCACAAUAAGCUCUUGAACCGUAUCUGGUGGGUCGGGCUCUAUUCGGGAAAUCAACUUGCGCGCGACCUCAACUAUGUUGUCUGUGUUGGCAAGCAAUGGCGACUGCCCAUAUUCUGGGCUCCCGUUCUACGAUACUUUGCCGCUCCUGUUCUAUCCAUUAUUUUUUGCUUCGCCUAUCCCACCUUCUACGCUUCACGGGGCGACCCCCUGCAAAUUUUUGGCUUUACGGUCGCUCAUCUCAUCGUUUUGGUCGUCCUUGUGGGUUUCAUCAUCCCUAGAAGCCUUAAUAUCUUUGUACCACCAGAACGCCGCGACGAAGGAAACAGACAGUACGCCCCGAUGACCGUGCUAGGUAAAGACGACACCAACAUUAUCGGCGGUGUUGUGCCGAGGCAGGGAAACGAAACCGGCUCGCUGCCGGCUUACGACAUCAACAAGAUGGCCAAUGGGAAGUGA